AUGAUAGAUCGCUGCACUUCGUGGCCAGAGGCUGUUCCAGUCGCAGAUAUUACGGCAGAGACCGUGGCUCGCGUGAUUUACGAGGGGUGGAUAGUGAGAUUUGGCUGCCCUCUGCGCAUAACAACGGAUCAAGGCCGCCAGUUCGAGUCCAGAACAUUUGAGUGUUUAACACAGCUCCUGGGGGUGCAAAGGAUCAGGACAACUGCGUACCAUCCCCAGGCGAAUUCUAAGGUCGAGCGUCUGCACAGGACCAUCAAGGCAUCCUUAAUGGCUAGGGGCUCUCGGGAUUGGGUCCGGGAGUUGCCUUCGGUGCUGAUGGGAAUAAGGAGUGCUGUUCGGGACGACACGGGGUUCAGUGCAACGGAGAUGUUGUACGGUGCGCCAGUUAAGCUUCCUGGAGAUUUUUUCACGGGCGGGGAGAGUUCAGAGACCUACGACGAGCUUGUAAGAAGGAUUCGGAGCAAUAUUUCAAUGUAUGCAGCGGUACCUACGCGCCGGUGUACUAGCCAGAAGAUUUAUGUUCAUCCUGAACUGGGGCGCUGUUCGCACGUGUUUGUGAGGUGCGAUAUUCUCCGCCCGAACUUGACUCCGCCGUACGAAGGGCCGUACCUAGUAGUGUCGAGAACAGAUAAGGUUUUCUGUAUUCAAAAAGGUGGAAAAGAAUCGUACGUGUCUAUUGAUCGUCUUAAGCCCGCAUUCUUGCUAGCCGGUCCAGAUGCUGAUCAUGCUGAUAGCGCAGACGCGCGGCAUAUCGACCAUUCUGCCGUCAAGCUCCUUCAAGCGAAGUUCUUCCUCCGACGGGAACCGAAGCCGCGAGGCCCGAGCAUUGACAGCAGUUCUGCUAAGUUUAGCAUCACUCGCCGCCACCGCCAGCGCUCGCCCCUGUCGCCAGCAGCGUUCACUCUCACCGCGACAGCCGCUCCACCACCGCCGCGCACCGACAGUAUGGGCAUCCAUAGCUCAAAGGAUCAAAUCAACUACAACAGCGACAACGGGUUGCAGCAACAGGAGAUGGACGAAAUCAAGAUUGCUACUUGA
Messenger RNA from Cydia strobilella, 1038 nucleotides. RefSeq lists its product as uncharacterized. Lineage: Eukaryota; Metazoa; Arthropoda; Insecta; Lepidoptera; Tortricidae. Gene Ontology annotation, molecular function: nucleic acid binding. The record is from RefSeq and is a predicted model, not a curated record. Gene Ontology annotation, biological process: DNA integration. The transcript has 2 exons. The coding region runs from base 1 to 1038 and encodes 345 amino acids.